Molecule: messenger RNA, 5527 nt
Organism: Caretta caretta (loggerhead turtle)
Lineage: Eukaryota; Metazoa; Chordata; Testudines; Cheloniidae
Source: RefSeq, a predicted model, not a curated record
GAAUUGUAAAUGUGUCCUUGAAACGCCCAUGGAGACUUUAAAAAAGUGCCUGAAAACUAAACCAAAAAAGCCUACCGAAAUGUAGCUAAUAUCCGAGAGGAUAAACUUGGUGUGAGUUAAAAAUGAGCCUAAUUUGUUGUGAUUCAGGAGUGGGGAUGUAAAUAGAAUGGUGAAACUCCUUUAGAAUCUAAACGUCAACUUAAAAUAUAAAAAUCACUCAUCUAGUACAGGGCCAGAAAUAAUAAAAAAAAAAAAAAAAAGUGGCUGUUUAAUAACCCUUCCCCACCCGGUUUUUGUAUUUUUUUCAUAAUUUGCACUUUUGGAGAAACUUUCAUUUAAAAGUUUUCAAAGCAUGUCACAAUGUCCCUGUGAGAGCGAUGUGUAUUAUAUCACUCUUCUGAGUUUAAAGGCUCAGGGUCACACGCAAAGGCUCUGUAUACAUACUAAAGUUGCGUCAGUUGAGCUAGAAUAAAUGUCUUAAAUCGAUUUGGAUAAACUCAUGCAAAUGGCUCUAUGGGCUCUUUUAAAUCUGUUUACACCUGGGUUGUGUCAAUAUAGUUUUAAGCUGAUUCCUUCUCAAUUUAAGUUAUAAUACAUAUAAGCAACAGAAAAUUGAUUUAAGAGUAUCCACACAGAGGUUUGCAGUGGUUUAAGUAAAUAGAUAUGUUUUAAAAAAUUAAACUGAUACAAGUUUUGUAUCUAAACAAGGCCUGUGUCUGUGACGGAUCUGAGAAUGGAACUCCAUCUACCAGCUGGCACUUCCGUGUCACAGGAAUAGGUGCCUUAAAAAUAAUGGACACAAUCUGACAAAUUUGGGCCCCUCAGCCUGUACAGAGCCCCAUGGACUUCAGUGUGUCAAUGCGGAGUGGUUUGUAAUAAUGGAACCUAAAAUGGCUAGUUCUGUAUGCUCAGAAUUAGCACUCUCUCCCAGUGAAAAUAUACUGGUCUGUUUUUAGUCCUUUUUGUUUUCAGGUUCUCUUUUGUAGCUUGCUACAAGGGUCUGUUUAAUGUGGGUUGCAGGGGAAACCCUCUCAACUGAAACUGAACAUUCAUAAAAACACUUCUGUUAUAGGUGAUACCUGACAUUUACAUCCUUUCAUCUGUGAAGGCUCCCAAAAGAUUUUAAAUACCUCUUUUAAAAAAGCUUUCUGCACUUGGGCGGCCUUCGCACUGCUUUGUACAAUUACAUUUUUGCUAGAAAAAACCAAGGGACUUUUAUCUUGAGACUGGAAGAUACGGAUCAAAGUCGCAUUGUGGCUGGGGCUGCGGAAGGAAUAGAGGAUAUGCUGGAUUGGGCAGGUAUCCCACCUGAUGAAAGCCCUCGCAAAGGAGGCCCGGUCGGACCCUACCAGCAGUCUCUCAGACUUGAGCUGUAUAAGAAAGCCAGCAAGUUUCUUCUGGAGAAUGGUGCUGCCUACCGCUGCUUUUGCACCCCUCAGCGCCUGGAACUGCUGAAGAAGGAUGCGCUACGGAAUCGUCAGACACCACGGUAUGACAACAGGUGCCGACACUUGAGCUCAGAGCGAGUGGCUGAGAAGUUGUCGCAGCGCUCUGACUACGUGGUCCGCUUCCGUUUGAAGGAAGGUGUGGAGCCCUUUCAUGAUCUGGUCUAUGGAUGGAGCAAGCAUGAAGUGGCUACUGUGGAAGGUGACCCGGUGAUCUUAAAAGGGGAUGGCUUCCCCACAUACCACCUGGCAAAUGUGGUGGAUGACCAUCACAUGGGAAUUAGCCACGUUCUCCGUGGAACUGAGUGGCUUACUUCAACAUCCAAGCACCUUCUUAUCUACAGAGCCUUUGGCUGGGACCCUCCUCGGUUUGGCCACCUUCCGUUGCUCUUGAACAAAGAUGGCAGUAAACUGUCCAAAAGGCAGGGAGACAUUUUUCUAGAACAUUUUGUUCAAGAUGGCUGCUUGCCGGAAGCUCUACUGGACAUUGUCACCAACUGCGGCUCUGGAUUUGCAGGCAAUCAGAUGGGCAGGACACUGGAGGAGCUGAUCUUGGAGUUUGAUGUGGGCAGAAUUACCACCCACUCAGCCCUGCUGGAUCUUGACAAACUCCUAGAAUUCAACAGGAUUCACCUGGUCCAGCAGAUUGGAGAUGAGAGGGUACGACGAAAGCUGGUGACGGAGCUGCAGAUGAAGGUGGAGCAGGUCUAUGGUGAUCGGCUUGUGGACAGAGAGGUUUUAGAGAAGGAUUAUGUGGAGCGAGUCCUCCUACUGAGAAAAGGUCACAUAAGCCGCCUGAAGAACUUGGUGGCGCCUGAGUAUUCUUACUUAUGGGUCAGGCCCUCAGUGUCCCGAGAGCAGCUGCAAACCAUUUCAGCAGAAGUAGAUGAGAUAGGAAAGCUAGUCAUAGGGCUGAUGGAAGGGCAGACUGCUGCCCUGACUACAGAAGGGUUGAAUGAAGACCUGAGAGGCCUACAGGAGCAGACAAGAGGGACCAAAUACAGCAGCAUGAUGAAACUCCUCCGCUUGGCCCUCAGUGGACAGCAGAUAAAGCCACGGACCCAAGCAUCUCUGAAGAAAACUGGGAAUGUAUCCAGCGGUUCUGUGACCAGCCCGUCCAUUGCACCCAGACUGCUAGCGCAUAAGAUACAGUCGCCUCAGGAGAUGGAAGCUCUUCAUGCCUUAACAGUGCUGGAGACAUGUGUGAAUAACUGUGGAGAAAGGUUUCACAAUGAAGUGGCAAAAUUCAGAUUUCUGAAUGAACUGAUUAAAGUGCUGUCCCCGAAGUAUCUUGGAACCUGGUCUGCAGAAAAGGUCAAAUCGAGAGUCAUAGAAAUAAUGUUCAGUUGGACCGUUUGGUUUCCUCAGGAAGUUAAAAUCCGGGACGCUUAUCAGAUGCUGAAGAAACAAGGAGUCAUAAAACAAGACCCCAAACUCCUAGAAGACAAAAUUUUACCACCUCCUUCUCCGAGACCUAAGAAUUCUAUUUUUGAUGUUGAUGAAGAGAAAUCCAAGCUCUUAGCAAGACUUCUAAAGAGCAACCACCCUGAGGACCUGCAGGCAGCCAACAGGCUGAUCAAGAGCAUGAUUAAAGAGGAACAAGAAAAAUCUGCCAAGGUGUCCAAAAGACUGAAUGCAAUUGAUGAGGUUCACAACAGCGUUAAGCUUCUGGGUGAAAUGCUGACCAGCUACAAGAGGCAGGAGUUACCCAAAUCUGACCUACAGAUUCUGCAGAGCCUGUUUGAACGCUGUGAGAAGCUCAGGCCGCUGCUCUUCCGCCUUGCCAGCGAGACUACUGAAGAUGACGAGGCUUUGGCAGAGAUUCUCCAGGCCAAUGACAAACUCACCCAGGCGCUCGACUUGUACAGGCAGGUUGGAGUGGGCUGUGACCAGGGCAGGAGGAGUUCGGUGACCAUCUCCACGGAUGCCUCAGCACCUCGGUCCCCGCUGGGCAGUACGAAGAGUUACACACUGAUCGACUUCUCCGAGCUGGGUUCCACGUUCGAGUCUCUCUCGGAGCAGAGCGUGAACGCGACAGCUGCCACUCAGCACAGCAGCACCUCCGCCUGCCUGCUCGACGAGGAACUAAUGUCAUUAGGUCUCAAUGAAUCCCCUGUUGGACAGAGGCCGUCACCUGAUUUCAGCUCAGUACAGAGUGCUGGGCACAAUGGAUAUAAUCAAACCGGAAAUGCCGAUACCCAUCAAACCAUGGUGCUGGGGGAUAGCUGGCAGGGUGGCUCACCAGAGAGGAGUGCGCUUCAGGAUUUGGCAGGGCAGCUGUCUCCACCUCCUGUGACCAGGCCAUUUCCAAUGAACUUACCACCAGUGCAACUGUCCCCGGCAGGCCUUCCAAGCAGCUUAGCUGCAGACGCUUUGUUCUCUGACCCAGCCUAUGAGUUGAAACCUGCUGCUCCUUCGCAGCCAGCUGCCCACGAUGCUGCUUUGGCAAACCUUUUUGUCCCACUCACUUCAAUUACACCGAGCCAUAUCCCUCCAGUUACAGUGUAUGAUCAAGAUGGUUUCAAGGUCAUGAUCCAUUUCUCCAGAGACCUAGCCCCUGGGCGACCAGAUGUACUGGUGAUGGUGCUCUCCAUGCUGAGCACAUCCACUCAGCCAAUUAAGGACAUUGUGUUCCAGGCUGCGGUCCCAAAGGUUAUGAGAGUAAAGUUGCAGCCGGCGACUGGUUCUGAGCUUCCUGCCUUCAGCCCUUUGCUCCCUCCAGCUGUGAUAUCCCAGGUUCUGCUGCUCGCCAACCCACACAAAGACCCCAUCCGAUUACGGUACAAGCUCAUGUUCACGCAGGGCGAGCGGCCCUUCAGCGAAGUGGGGGAGGUGACUGGCUUCCCGGAGGCCGAGCUGUGGGGCCGGAGCUGAACUGCUGCUUUGAUGGAACGUGGACAUUGCCGCAUCGCCUUAGCACCGCUCUGUGGGGAGUCGCCUGUGAAGGGCAGCGAGAGCCUCUGCCCUGUGUGUGUGGCUGGGGGAGGCGCCCAGCACCCAGAAAGCCAGGGUGGGCUCCAGGCUGGCUGCUCUCCUCGGGGCCCAGUCUCCCAUUCCUGCUCGGGUUUUCCUUGUGGGCACCUGGUAGGAGGGAGUGCAAACCAGCUGCUCCUGCUCUUUGCCUUACUGCAGCGUUCAUCCCUCCAGUGGCUGGAUGCUCCUUUCCUACCAGCAUUUCUGCUUUCUCCUGCUUGUUGAGCCGUUUCACCCUCUGGCCUCUUUGAAAACAAUUCCCUGAUUCAGGCCCGGUUUGCUCCCAGGGCGGAGCAGCUCUUGAUGCUGGUGUCCGCAGUAUCUGGGGAUCAAUGCUCUGACCUCGCAGUGAUGGGCGUGGUGUGAACCACUGGGUAUAGAACGGAACGACUGUGGCUUGAAAGGGGGUGGAUCCAUAAGCCAAACCUCUUGGGUGUUACCACAGCCUCAGCACUGCAAGGCGCUGUGUCCUCGCUCCUUCCCUGGGACCCUUGGUGUCUUCUCAGCCUCACCGUGAUUCCUGAGGCAGCCUCCAUGCUGGGGAGCAUCCUGCGGGGAGCUCUCAUGGGCAGGGCCCACUGCAGCAUGUGGGUUUGUGUCUAUGCAAAGCUUACGUUUCCUUCCUGGUCACUCAAAACUUAAGGGGGGAAAUGUAUAAAGAAUUUCACUGCUGCACAAGUGGAAAUGUGGAUCAAGUCCUAAGGCACCUGAGCUGCUCCACGGGGAGAGCGUGUCUGGAGAAAUCACUUUGUACAUCCAUGUCUAGACAAACCUCUGCUUAGGCCAGCUCUCCCCUUGUUCCCCCUGUGCUGGGAAGCAGAGGAGAAAGGACCCCCUGCGCUGUUAUUGGUGGAACGUGCCCAGCCAGCCAGCAAACCCAGCGUCCUGAGCGUCAGGUUUUAUAUGAUGCUGGACUUGCGCAUUUUUAAAUCAAAGUAUUUUUGACUCCUGGUUGUCAUUGUUGCUGCUGGUGCCUGAAAUGCCAGAGUGUUAUUCAUCCCCAGCUCGGUGGAGUCUGGCCACGUAGGGUGCUCGCUGUCUGAGCUUUUUUUUCCUGUACAGAGCACUGGGUUCCCAGGCAGAACCCGAAUAAACAGUGUUUGCUUUGA